AGCCCCACGGUGCCCGCAUCUGAAGGAAGCUCUGGCCAGGGGCAGCUGUGUUGGCUCAUGCUCCCCACCUCCCACUGCAAGAUGCUGGGGAUUCUGGGGCUUUGGGCACUGCUUCCCACAGCUGUGCAAGCACCCCCAGGCAGGCGGACCUGUGUGUUCUUUGAGGCCCCUGGAGUGCGGGGAAGCACCAAGAAUCUGGGGAAGCUGCUAGAUGCAGGACCAGGGCCCCCCAGGGUUAUCCGCUGCCUCUACAGCCGCUGCUGCUUUGGGAUCUGGAACCUGACCCAAGACCAGGCACAGGUGGAGAUGCAAGGAUGCCGAGACAGUGAUGAGCCAGGCUGUGAGUCCCCCCACUGUGAUCCGAGCCCCCGAGCCCAUCCUAGUCCCAGCUUUACUCUCUUCACCUGCUCCUGUGGCACUGACUUCUGCAAUGCCAAUUACAGCCAUCUGCCUCGUCUGGGGAGCCCUGGGACACCUGGUUCCCAGGGUCCCAAGGCCAUCCCAGGCGAGUCCAUCUGGACGGCACUGGUGCUGCUGGGGCUGCUCCUUCUCCUGCUGCUGCUGAGCAACAUCAUCUUGGCCCUGCUACAACGGAAGGCCUGCCCAGUGCACGGUGGGCCAGAGCCAGGGCCAGAGCCGGAGCCGGAGCCACACUCAGGCAGGGACUGGAGUGCCGAGCUGCCGGAGCUGCCCGAGCUGUGCUUCUCCCAGGUAAUCCGGGAAGGAGGUCACGCAGUGGUGUGGGCCGGGCGGCUGCAAGGCAAGCUGGUAGCCAUCAAGGCCUUCCGCCUGAGGGCUGUGGCCCAGUUCCAAGCUGAGAGAGCAUUGUACGGGCUGCCGGGCCUACGGCAUGACCACAUUGUCCGCUUGAUCACCGCCAGCAGGGGCAGCCCUGGUCCCCUGCCCUGUGGGCCCCUGCUGGUACUGGAACUACACCCCAAGGGUUCCCUGUGCCACUACUUGGCCCAGCACACCAGUGACUGGGGAAGUUCCCUGCGGAUGGCACUGUCCCUGGCUCAGGGCCUGGCGUUUCUCCAUGAGGAACGCUGGCAGGAUGGCCAAUAUAAACCAGGUAUCGCCCACCGGGAUCUGAGCAGCCAGAAUGUGCUCAUUCGGGACGAUGGGUCAUGCGCCAUUGGAGACCUGGGCCUCGCCUUGGUGCUCCCUGGCCUUGCCCAGCCCCCAGCCUGGGCUCCUACUCAACCCCGAGGCCCAGCUGCCAUCAUGGAGGCUGGCACCCAGAGGUACAUGGCACCAGAGCUCUUGGACAAGACUCUGGACCUACAGGACUGGGGCACGGCCCUCCGGCGAGCUGAUGUUUACUCUCUGGCUCUGCUCCUGUGGGAGAUCAUGAGCCGCUGCCCAGAUUUGAGACCCGACAGCAGAACACCACCCUUCCAACUGGCCUAUGAGGCAGAACUGGGUAGCACCCCUACCACCUGUGAGCUGUGGACUUUGGCAGUGGAGGAGAGAAGGCGCCCUCACAUCCCAUCUACCUGGUGCUGCUUUGCCACAGACCCUGGUGGCCUGAGAGAACUCCUGGAGGACUGCUGGGAUGCAGACCCAGAAGCACGGCUGACAGCUGAGUGUGUACAGCAGCGCCUGGCUUCCCUGGCCCGUCCUCAGGAGGCCCACCCCUUCCCACAGGGCUGUCCACAUGGCUGCCCACCUCUCUGCCCAGAAGACCGUCUCUCCAGUCCUCCGCCCUGCCAUUCUCCCUCGUAGGCCUCAGCUGAGUGUCUGCCACUUGAGUGUUCAGCAAGGCCCUCGUUCCAGAAAUCCUCAACCUGCCUGUACCAGUUCUCAUGUGUAAAUAUGCAGUUUAUGUAGAGUCGGUGUACAUGGAAACAUAAAUAUGGUGAUCAGAUGCCUGUCUGCUCUGCCUCGCCAUGGCCUUUCCUACUUGUCAAAUGUUUGGAUGGAUCCUUCCCUGGGUAUCCAAUCCACUGCUUCUGAACAGUGACUGGUGUGGGGAGGGGUGUGCACAGGAAAGAGAUAAAGUCAGCUUCCCUGACUCUAUGUCUUGGUCCUGAGGCCUUCCUCCCUUCCAGUGAUCCUGCAUUCCUGUCUCUCUCCUUUUCCUUCUCUUUCAUAAGCCUUUAUUUGGUGGGAUCUCACACUGGCACUGGGAAAAGGAUGAGAAAGAUGAAAUUGCUGCUCUGAAACUGCUCCGAGAUCCAUAGCUCAUUUUGUUGGCCACCCAUACAGUGUCCUGGGGCAGUAUCCUCUCCUGAGGCUUGAGUGGGGAGGCCUCACAGAGCACAGGAUGCUUGAGAUGUGUCUUGAAGACCAGGAGUUUUCCAGGAGUGUUGGAGCAGUAGGGCAUUUCUGGCCCAGUGAGCUGUACUGUCAUGUGGUGCAGUAAGAAACUGCAAGGAGGACUUCCCUGGUGGCACAGGGGUUAAGAAUCCACCUGCCAAUGCGGGGGAUAGGGGUUCAAUCCCUGGUCCGGGAAGAUCCCACAUGCCACAGAGCAACAAAGCCCGUGCACCACAACUACUGAAGCCCAUGUGCCUAGAGCCCGUGCUCUGCAACAAAGAGAAACCACCGCACCGCAACGAAGAAUAGCCCCUGCUCUCUGCAACCAGAGAAAGCCCACGCGCAGCAACAAAGACCCCACGCAGCCAAAAAAAAAAAAAUCUUAAGGGAAUUCAGGGAAUGCAGGAACAAAGGAAAAGCUGUCAAGAAACAAUAGUUCAGGGAUAAAACAGAGUCCUAAUUCCUCCUCAAGGGGUAUAUAUAACAAUCUGAUAAGUUCUGCAGGCUCCCACCAAGGUGGAGAAUGGAAUGAUGAUGUUCACCUUUUCUGACACUCAUGACUUCAAUCAACUAAAGCUGGACUCUGUCAACCUUUGCCCCACUUCUAUGCUGAAUUUUCCUCUGCUUAAGCCCCUUCAUGAAUAUGCAUGUACGCUUAGCUUAAAAAUUCCCCAAUUUUGCUGUUCAGGGAAACACUGCUUUGGGACAGAUUCCCAGUGUUCUCCUUACUUGCUGCAAGCAAUAAA
Molecule: messenger RNA, 3005 nt
Organism: Globicephala melas (long-finned pilot whale)
Lineage: Eukaryota; Metazoa; Chordata; Mammalia; Artiodactyla; Delphinidae
Gene: AMHR2
Product: anti-Mullerian hormone receptor type 2
Biological process (GO): BMP signaling pathway; protein phosphorylation; cellular response to growth factor stimulus
Cellular component (GO): plasma membrane; signaling receptor complex
Molecular function (GO): ATP binding; transforming growth factor beta receptor activity
Source: RefSeq, a predicted model, not a curated record